UUUUAAAAACAUCAAAAUAUAAUUAAAAUAUUUGGCAUUAUAAUAUUUAAAAUAAAAAAAAAAGAAAUAACAAAAUUUAUAAUUAAAGAAUAUAAUUUUGAAUCCUAUUAUUUUGAUAAAAUAUCUAAAUUUCUAGUGUAAUUAAAAAAAUGUACAACAUCAAUCGCUUAAAUUUAACCCAAAUGGUCAAUAAAAAUAUACUCGGACACCAGGAAAACAAAUUUUUUAAUGCCACUCAAAUCAAUACAGAAGAUUUCUAUGAACAGGAAAGAUAUACAAGGAAAAUUAAACAAGCUCAAGAACGUCAUAAUUUAGCUGGCAAAAUAAAUAAUAUUGUAUUUCAUGUACAUGAAAAAUUAAGAGAACGCCAAUCUUCACCGAAUAAAUUAAAAGCAAAACCGGUCAAAAAUAAAUCCAAGGAAAAGAUCAUUGAAGAAAAACAACUAGUUUCUUUACAAACCAUCGAAAAUCUAAUUAAUUCGACUGACAAUAUCGAAUGCAAGAACAUGAGUAUACCUCGCAUAAAAGCUUUAUGUAAUGAUAAACAACAAAAACGAGUCCAUAAAUCCACAAAGACAUCAAAUUGCAACAACUAUGAAAAUCAGAAGAGACUUGCAGGAGUCCUUCAACGGCAAAAUGAGCUGCAAAACUUGUUAGAAGAACAGAAACUGAUAAAACAAGGUCGUCAUUCUAUAGCACAAGAUAUUUUUGCUAUGCGCCAUUGUUUAGACGAUAUACAGCAUCGUGUGAAUAAUUCCCUUAAACAACUGGACAACAAAAAGACUUAUUGUGAAUGUCAUGGACUGAUAACUGCAAAAAGUUGUAAAAAGUGCUUUGAAAAAGAGACUAAACAUGAUUAAGUCCCGCAAACCCAGCACACAAUGCACUAUUCCUGGUAAAAGAACUGUUUAAUAGAAUUUAAACAUUUUGAAUACAUUUGUUGUCAAUAAAUUUUAAUAAUUCAAUUUAUGCUUAAUUCAAUGAAAUAUUUAUUUUGUAUUAAAAAUUUU
Molecule: messenger RNA, 1010 nt
Organism: Calliphora vicina (urban bluebottle blowfly)
Lineage: Eukaryota; Metazoa; Arthropoda; Insecta; Diptera; Calliphoridae
Exons: 3
Coding region: 150-860 (236 amino acids)
Source: RefSeq, a predicted model, not a curated record